This is a messenger RNA of Vanrija pseudolonga, 519 nucleotides long. RefSeq lists its product as uncharacterized. The coding region runs from base 1 to 519 and encodes 172 amino acids. The record is from RefSeq and is a predicted model, not a curated record. NCBI's taxonomy places the organism in Eukaryota, Fungi, Basidiomycota, Tremellomycetes, Trichosporonales, Trichosporonaceae. The transcript has a single exon.
AUGCUAUCAGACCUACACUCCGUCGCUACCCUCUCCGCCGCCGACUUCUCCGCCUUUGCCGAUUCCGCCCCGCUCGAGCGCUGCCCAAGAACAGCGUCGCCAGAUGUCGCCGGCACCACUAGCCAGCUGAGGCGGCGUCCCUCGAGCCUGCAGCUCGAGCGAUGUGCCGCCGCGACCGCACCGCGAUAUGUCGUCCCCUACCUCGGCAAACACUACGAAGCAUACCCAGAUACAUUCUCCACAGCAGCGUCGCCCAGCAUCGUCUCGUCGGCCGAGUACGACGACGACGACGAAGACGACAAUAAGCACAACGAGGAAGGCAUCAUCUGGUUUGGCCGCCGCGAGCCCCCGUCCGUCGAGCGCGUUGCGCUCUUCUGGGCAUGGGUCGGCCGCGGCAUCGCUGCAAAUAUCACCACCGAGCGCACCGGCACAAGUCGUAAGCGCAGCGGCGCCGUCACAUUUUGGUCUCGUGUGAUCAGUCUGCGACGGUUCCUGCGGACGAGCAAGUCAAGCAAGUAG